Eucalyptus grandis is the source of this 561-nucleotide messenger RNA. Its product is annotated as RING-H2 finger protein ATL39. The coding region runs from base 1 to 561 and encodes 186 amino acids. The record is from RefSeq and is a predicted model, not a curated record. The transcript has a single exon. Lineage: Eukaryota; Viridiplantae; Streptophyta; Magnoliopsida; Myrtales; Myrtaceae.
AUGUGUAUGCGGCUACGUAUCAAUGGCAAUGUCAUCACUCUCGUAUCUCUGGUGUUCUCGUCGGUGCACGGUGGUACCGCCGCGCAGCAUGAUACCGGGCCGUCCCCCAACCCCCUGGCAAGUAGCCACCGCUUGAGCCCCGCUGCAGCACUCGUCUUCGUCCUUUUGGUGCUAUUCUUCUUGGCCAUUGGCUUCUCCUCCGUCUACAUCCGCUGGUGCUCCAACUCGCCGCAGCCGCCCCUGCCCGCUGCAGCCAUAGUCGCUCUGGCUCCCCGCUUCUCCUCUGCCGCUGGCGCGGCCCUUCUCCUCCCCUCUCGGCGUCCCGGCCUCGACCCGCACUUGCUGGAGGUGCUCCCGACGUUCGCCUACGGAGAGGCGAAGGGCAGGGAGGAUUGGAUCGGAGGAGCGGAAUGCGCGGUUUGUCUGAGCGAGUUCGAUGAGCCGGACACGCUCCGCCUGCUGCCGUGGUGCGGUCAUGCAUUCCACGUCCAGUGCAUCGACAAGUGGUUGGCGAAACACGUCGAGUGCCCCGUCUGCCGGAGCACCGUCGCGAUCGAGUGA